This is a messenger RNA of Aphis gossypii (cotton aphid), 2842 nucleotides long. RefSeq lists its product as uncharacterized. Lineage: Eukaryota; Metazoa; Arthropoda; Insecta; Hemiptera; Aphididae. The record is from RefSeq and is a predicted model, not a curated record. The coding region runs from base 219 to 2588 and encodes 789 amino acids. Gene Ontology annotation, cellular component: extracellular matrix. The transcript is spliced from 3 exons.
AUAUCCCGAGACCACAUCAUUCGCAUCGUCGUCUGCCAAGUCGCACACUACACGGUCUGCAACGAAUACAGAAAUCGCGGAUCGUUAGGUUGUGGUUGCCGUCGUCAAUACUUAGCCACAGCUGCUGCUGCUGCUACUUUCGUCGUCAAACUUAUCCACCAGUCAUCACAGCAUAGUAAAAGUCGUCCGACUUCAAAUCCAACAAACUCGUCCGCAACAUGAACCGAGCACUAAUAUUGCUUCUAUCAAUUGCUUUUGUUGUUGCUGAAUCACCAUAUGGUGGUGGGAGUGGCAAUAGCAAUGGAAAUGGUAGAAAUGGAGGAUACGGAGGCAAAGGACAAUAUGGUGGAGGAAAUGGCGGUGGAGUAGGAUCAUCAUCAGCCAGUCCGUUUUUCAGUGGUGCUAAUCAAUAUGGAUCUCAAUCUGGUUUAUCGGGAGCAGCCAAUAAUCGGUAUCCUUCAUUUGGAUCUAAAUUUGGAAGUAACAAAGGAAGCUAUGGAGGAUCUAAUUCACGGAACAAUGGUCGAUAUGGUAGUGGAUCGACAAAUGGUUAUGGAAGUGGUUCAUCAGGUAGUCUAGGUGGCACUGGAAGAUCAACUGGAGGUUAUGGAGGUGGAUCUUCAGGAAGUUAUGGGAAUGGAUCACCUAGUAGUUAUGGAAGUGGUUCUUCAGGUAGUUUAGGCAGUUCUGCAGGAUCGCUUUAUGGAUCCGGCUCUUCGGGAGGAUUCGGCAGUGGAUCAUCUGGAAGCUACGGAGGAGGAGCUUCAGGAGGCUUCGGCAGUGGAUCAGGAAGCUACGGAGGAGGAUCUUCGGGUGGCUUCGGCAGUGGAUCAGGAAGCUACGGAGGAGGAUCUUCAGGAGGCUUCGGCAGUGGAUCAGGAAGCUACGGAGGAGGAUCUUCGGGUGGCUUCGGCAGUGGAUCAGGAAGCUACGGAGGAGGAUCUUCAGGUGGCAUCGGCAGUGGAUCAUCAGGAAGCUACGGAGGAGGGUCUUCGGGAGGCUUCGGCAGUGGAUCAUCUGGAAAUUAUGGAAGUGGUGGUGGAGGACUUGGUGGAGGAUCCUUGGGCAGUAAUGAUGGUUAUGGAGCCGGAGGUUCUGGAUCAUAUGACCAACUUGGAGGAGCCAAUGGUAAUGGACUUGGUGGAUCAGGAAACGAUCCUCUUUCGGAACCAGCCAACUAUGAAUUUUCUUAUGAAGUUAAUGCGCCGGAAUCUGGUGCUAUUUUUGGUCAUAAAGAAAGUCGUCAAGGUGAUGAAGCUACUGGAGUGUAUCAUGUACUAUUACCUGAUGGUCGAACACAAAUUGUUGAAUACGAAGCUGAUGAAGAUGGAUACAAACCUAAAAUUACAUACACUGACCCAGUAGGAGGAUAUGCCGGUGAUCGUCAAUCUGGAAAUGGAGGCUUUGGUGGUUCAGGAAAUUUUGGAGGAAAUAGUGGUAAUUCGGGAGGUUUAUACAAUAAUGUUAAUGGCGGGGGAUCUAAUGGUGCUUCAUAUGGUGGAUCAAGUGGUAAUAGAUAUGGUGGAUCUGGAAGUAGUUUAGGAGGUGGAUAUGGUGGAUCCGGUGGUUCAAGUGGUGGUCUAGGAGGUGGCCUAGGAGGAGGUUAUGGAGGAUCAGGAAGUUCAAGCGGUGGACUUGGAGGUGGGUAUGGUGGAUCUGGUGGUUCAAGCGGUGGCCUUGGAAGUGGCCUAGGAGGUGGUUAUGGAGGAUCGGGAAGCUCAAGCGGUGGUCUAGGUGGUGGAUAUGGAGGAUCAGGAAGCUCAAGCGGUGGUCUAGGAGGGGGAUAUGGUGGAUCCAGUAGUUCAAGCGGUGGCCUAGGAGGUGGAUAUGGAGGAUCUGGUGGUUCUAGCGGUGGCCUAGGAGGUGGAUAUGGAGGAUCGGGAAGCUCAAGCGGUGGUCUAGGUGGUGGAUAUGGAGGAUCAGGAAGCUCUAGCGGUGGUCUAGGAGGGGGAUAUGGUGGAUCUGGUGGUUCUAGCGGUGGCCUAGGAGGUGGAUAUGGAGGAUCGGGAAGCUCAAGCGGUGGUCUAGGGGGUGGAUAUGGUGGAUCCGGUGGUUCAAGUGGUGGCCUAGGUGGUGGAUAUGGAGGAUCAGGAAGCUCAAGUGGUGGUCUAGGAGGUGGAUAUGGUGGAUCCGGUGGUUCAAGUGGUGGCCUAGGAGGUGGAUAUGGAGGAUUAGGAAGUUCAAGUGGUGGUCUAGGAAGUGGAUAUGGUGGAUCCGGUGGAUCAAGUGGUAGUACUGGAGGAGGAUAUGGUGGAUCAGGGGGUAUUAGUGGAAGUGGUUUAGGAGGUGGAUAUGGUGGAUCCGGUGGUUCAAGUGGUGGCCUAGGAGGUGGAUAUGGAGGAUUAGGAAGUUCAAGCGGUAGUCUAGGAGGUGGAUAUGGUGGAUCUGGUGGUUCAAGUGGUGGCCUAGGUGGUGGAUAUGGAGGAUCAGGAAGCUCAAGCGGUGGUCUAGGAGGUGGAUAUGGUGGAUCCAGUGGUUCAAAUGGCGGUCUAGGAGGAGGUUAUGGAGGAUCUGGUGGUUCAAGUAGUGGCUUAGGUGGAUCUUAUGGUAGUAAUCGUAAUGGUUUAGGAAGUGGGUCAUCUUAUUAAUACUAUAUUAUUUAUUGCUCAAAUUUAUAAUCAACUUGUUAUAAAAUCUAAACUAAACGUAAGAUUUUAUACUUGUGUGUUUUGCACAGUUUAUUUUUUAGUUGCUUUACACAUAUUUCUGUUUACUAUUAUGUUACACAUAAUUGUAUGUAUAAAUCACAUUUAUUUUUUUUAUUGGUGAAAUGUAUAAUUUUCUAUUACUUUUAGAACUAUGGCAAUGAUGUUUAUUAAUUUUAUAAUCACAUAUUUAACAU